Entrophospora sp. SA101 is the source of this 741-nucleotide messenger RNA. Lineage: Eukaryota; Fungi; Glomeromycota; Glomeromycetes; Entrophosporales; Entrophosporaceae. The record is from the annotation of a GenBank genome assembly.
GAGGCAGACUAUUCCACUACCUUUCCACCUUUUCCACCUUUCCCUCCAUUGCACGCAUCCAUUCGAAUACUCGAGAGUUAUGAUAUUAAAUCUGCUAUUUGUUGUCGAGCUUUGGAAUUGUGGGAAGAAUUGAUAUAUGAUAUUGUCCAUGGUGGUUAUUUUUGGUUAAAUCCCUUCUCUUCAAAAGGUGAAAUAGUUGGUGCAUUCGGAUUAACAGAACCUAAUCAUGGAUCUGAUCCGGGAGGUAUGCAAACAUAUGCAGAUAAAAAAAAUGGAGUCUAUAUACUACACGGGUCAAAAACAUGGAUCACCAAUUCACCGAUUGCUGAUGUUUUUAUUAUCUGGGCCAAAUGUAAAGAGGAUCACAAGAUUCGUGGAUUUAUAUUAGAAAAGGGAAUGAAAGGAUUAUGGGCGCCAACAAUUAAAGGCAAACUAUCGCUUCGAGCAUCAAUUACUGGGAUGAUUAUGAUGGAUAAUGUAGAAGUUCCUGAAGAAAAUUUGUUACCCGAAGUGGAAGGUCUAAAAGGACCAUUUGGUUGUCUUAAUAAUGCACGAUAUGGAAUCCAAAUGGUUGUUGAUCCUGAAACUGAAGCCAAAGGUUUAGACGAAGGUGAAAUGGGUGAACUGGCUUAUUAUCAUGUUGAUCGUCUUGUCGCUAUUAACACUAGAACUGGCGAAACCAAAAGUAUUAAAGAAGAAACAAUCCAUCAACAAAAUGAUACCAAUGUAUCAAUAGUAUAA